This is a messenger RNA of Antechinus flavipes (yellow-footed antechinus), 1867 nucleotides long. It is a transcript of the gene GC, whose product is annotated as GC vitamin D binding protein. The coding region runs from base 34 to 1512 and encodes 492 amino acids. The record is from RefSeq and is a predicted model, not a curated record. Gene Ontology annotation, molecular function: vitamin transmembrane transporter activity; vitamin D binding. The transcript has 13 exons. Gene Ontology annotation, biological process: vitamin transport. Lineage: Eukaryota; Metazoa; Chordata; Mammalia; Dasyuromorphia; Dasyuridae. Gene Ontology annotation, cellular component: cytoplasm; blood microparticle.
CCUCAUAGAGGUAAUGAGCCUUGUGACAUCAACAUGAAUUCAAGUAGCAUAAGAAUAAUGAAAGUCCUGGUUUUGCUGCUUUUUGUAACAUUUAUUCAUGCUGAUUACAGAGGGCGUGAUUAUGAAAAAUCUAAAGUUUGCAAGGAAUUCACCAAUCUGGGGAAAGAUGACUUCCGGUCUUUAUCAUUUGUUCUGUACAGCAGAAAAUUUCCCAGUGGCACAUUUGAACAGGUCAAAGCCUUAGUGAAUGAAGUUGUCUCCUUGACAGAGACUUGCUGUGAUAAGAAUGCUGACCCUAACUGCUAUGAUACAAGGACUUCAGAAUUGUCUGCCAAGUCCUGUGAAAAAGAUGCUCCAUACCCCAAACACCCAGAAACUGACAAGUGCUGCACCUUCGAAGGUCUUGAACGAAAACUCUGUAUGGCAGCUCUGACACACCCACCCCAAGAGUUCCCAACCUACGUGGAGCCAACAAACAACGAAAUAUGUGAUUCCUUCAGGAUGGAUCCCAGAGGCUUUGCUGAUGAGUUUUUAUAUGAAUAUUCAAGUAACUAUGGACAAGCUCCACUCCCAUUAUUAGUAAGUUACACAAGAAAUUAUCUAUCCAUGGUUGGGACCUGUUGUACAUCAGCCAACCCCACUGCCUGCUUCCUCACAGAGAGGCUUCAGAAUAAACAUCUAUCACUACUCACUACAAUGUCAAAUAGAGUUUGUUCACAAUUUGCUGUCUAUGGGAUGAAGAAAACGAGAUUCAGCUACAUUGUUAAGUAUGCCCAGAAAGUACCAACAGCUGAUUUAGAAGAUGUAGUCCAACUGGCUGAAGAUAUGACCAAUGUUCUCUCCAACUGCUGUACCUCCAUUCUUGAGGACUGCAUGGCCAAUGAGUUAGCAGAACAUACUGUGAAGGUUUGUGAGAAGCUUUCCACCAAAGACAAGAGAUUCGAACAUUGCUGUGGAGAAAGCAGCCCUAUGGACAUUUUUCUGUGCAUUUAUUCUAUGCCAGCUGCUCAAGCUCUCAAACUUUCAGAAAUUGUCAGACCCAGCCAUGAAGAGAUAUGCAGCACAGAAAAUAACAAAGCACUGGAUAGAUACACAUAUGAACAAAGCAGGAGGAAACCCAAUAUUCCAGAAGUGUUCAUCACAAAACUACAUGGCUUAAUGCUCAAAGUUAUGAGUGACUGUUGCAAAUCUGUGGAACCAGAGGCUUGUCUGCGUUCCCAGAGACCAUUAGCAAGAAAUGAAAUGGCUUUAUUCUUCACCAAGGCAGAAGAAUUAUGUGGUGAUUUCUCUCAACAUACUUUUACUGGGUAUAAGAAAAGGUUGACAGAGCAGUUUAAGACCAAGUAUCCUGAAACUAAUUCUAAAAUUAUUAAGGAGAUGGUUGAAAAUCGGACUGACUUUGCCUCUAAGUGCUGUCUGAUGAAUUCACCUCCCUUAUACUGUAAUACUCGGAUUGAUGCUGAAACUAAAAAUUUCUGUGGCCACGAUUCAUGUCUGUUGUCUCUGGAAUAAAUAUGAUGAAUGACCCCUGGAGGCAUGAACUGAAAGAAAAUUGAUAAGUUUCUGGAAGAAGCAUAGAAUUGACACACUUCUACCUUAUGAAGCAUAUUCCCCAGAAUUACAUAAAUACAGCACAUAUAUAAAUAAAAAUAAUGUGAAAUGUAUAUUAAAGAAAUGCUAUAAAAAGUGCUGUCACAGCAAUGGGAUAUCAUUUAUUCUUUUCCUAUCUUUGACAAGCAAGUCCUGCCCUAAGGAUAUGGGUUCCUUGAGGGCUGGGAAUUUUCAUUUUUGUUGUGAUAUACCCAGAACUUAUGAGGUCCAGCGCAUAGUUGGUGCUUAAUAAAGGUUUAUUGACUAAGUGAUAAAA